CUGUAUCGCUACCUACUUUGAUCGAAACCCGAACAGAACAAAACCAUAUUAUAUUAUUAUUAUGUCUGACAGUGAGAACGACGGUUCCUCCCUCCGGAGAAACAACCUUCCACCGGAUAUCAUCGCCGACGUACUCUCCCGACUACCAGUAAACUCACUCUACCGAUUCAAGUGCGUCUCUCCCUCAUGGAAUUCCCUAAUCUCUUCCCCCUACUUCGCCCAAACCCACUUCAAUCGAACCCACACCAAUAACCCUAACAAACACCUCCUUCACAACAUCGUUCUCCAGUCCAUCACCCAAGACCUCUACACCGUCGACCUCACCGCUGACGUUCCGUUUGCCACAAAGCUCGAUCUCCCUUCGCUCCAACCCCCAGACGACAAGGUACUGGGCUCUUGCAAUGGCUUGCUCCUGUUUUGCCGUACAGGUAGAUCCAACUUCUUCUUGCUUAAUCCAUCCACUAGGGAAUGCAAGAAACUUCCCAGUUUGCCUUUUGUACUCAAUCCUGGUCAUGGGUUCUACUCGUGUCUUUACGGUGUGGGUUACGAUUCUACUACGGAUGAUUACAAGGUUGUAAUGCUCUCUUUCUAUGAUGAGUCUGAUCCCGAGUCCGAGUCUGAAUCUUAUCCUCUGAGUGAUACGACGACUGUGGCUGUCUAUUCGCUGAAAAGUAACGCUUGGAGGAGAAUUCAGGACACCCAGUAUAUCCAUUGGGGAAUGACUUUUGGGGCUUACUUUAAUGGUUGUCUCCACUGGGUUUGUAGGCGGGAAGGUUCCUAUUUGAUAGUUGCUUUCGAUUUGGCGGAUGAGGUUUUCAGGGAAGUGUCGUUGCCUGCUUCGUGGGCUGAGGCUGAUGACGAGAUUAGGAAAUUUGAGUUGGUAGUUGUUGGGGGUUGUCUAUGUUUGGUUUAUACUAUUUAUAUGCCGAUGCCGAGUCGUAACCGCCAAAUUGAAGUUUGGACGAUGGAGGAGUCCGGGGUUGGAGCUCGGUGGACCAAAAUUAUGACUGAUAUAGAUCGUAUCCGUCCACUGGAUUUGUUGGGUUUGUUAGCAGAAAAUGAAUUUGUGUUGACCGCAAAGGUACAGAUACUACCAGGCGUUACCGAUGAUAAAUUAGUUGUGUACAAUCACCAAACAGGAACGUUGAGGGACAUUGUGGUUCGUGGUAUUCCAACUAAAUUUAGUUUUUGGGGAACCUAUGUCGAGAGCCUUCUGCCUUGUCUCUCCUAAUCAAUAUAAUCAUGGGAGAGGGAUUGGGAAGCAAGGAUAAGUUUCUUCAGGAAAUGAUCGUGAAGAGGUUUUCGAGGUGUUAACAAUGCUCACAAGAUCUACUUGUCAUCAGAUUCGCGUAUAGGGAGGGAUGCUCGAUGUUUUUCCCUCAGUUAUAUGUCCUAUACAAUAUUACGAUUUGCAAUCGUUUCAUUCAAAUGAACAGUUUUUUGCCAUUUGAUGAAGUGAUUUUAUGGCUGUUAUAUGUCCUAUUAAUAGCAAUCCAAUCUAGGUGAAUUCCUCAUAUUAUCACCUAAUUUUGAACACAAGAUUUGGUUAGGGAGAUUUUCACACGGCUUUUAUUCCUCAUAGAGUGGAUGAGAAAGGGUUGUGAGUCCAGUGGAGGAACGAAUCCAGAUAGGGAAGAUCGGUGCACAAGGCAAAGACUUGGUUAUUAGGGAACACGGAGUCAGAACACGAUGAACCACCAGCAGCCGAAAAAACGAGGAACGGAACCAAAAAGAAACUGAUCAGGAGACAAAACGGGAACUCCAAACUGUCGCCAUUGUCAUGUUUGGGUGGUUGAAAGGAAGAGCAGAAAGCAAUGAAAGAGUACUGCUACAACGAAAGUAGAAGGAAGACAGUGAGUUUAUUUCUCAUGGGUUGGAAAACGUAGGCAUGGGCUCGCCUUAUAUAGGUAACAUAACUCAUACCUCUUAGUUCAGAAACUAAGUCUGUGUCCAAAUUCUGACAGGAUUAGGAUUCUCUAGUUUAGAUUUAUGUAAUUGGGUGUGCCAAAGUCUGAUAGGAAUAGGAUUUCCUUAUGUUUGUUACGUUUGUUUUUCAUGGCUUUGUUACUUUCUCUUACCUUCCGAAACAGCUUUCUACUUUUCCGGUCCGGACGUGGUACGGCAUCAGAACUCGAAGCUACAAUCUGAUCCGAUCCGAAUUUUACUUAGAGAAAUUAUACAAACACAACCAACCGGUCUCAACCAUUGAGUCAUUGACACAAUCUAUCACGCCACAUGUGAUAAGUUGCGUAAACAGUUGUGGCCGAUUAGUUAUGUGCCCUAUGACUGCAAAUACUUGAGCUAGCUUGGUCAACAAGUACCUCCAAAUUUCAAUUUUUGGGAUGCAUCACGAAUUUAUAAUGGUGCUUCGAACAGUUCCUACUGUACUUGUCACUGAAAAAACAUUUUUCAAAAUAUCAACUUGAUCAGUAUCAAAUUGUAUAAAGUUACCUGUUUAUUCUCAAAACCAUGUGAACUGUCCUGUUUAUACAAUUUACAAUCGUUUCAUUCAAAUGAACAGUUUUUUGCCAUUAGAUGAAGUGAUUUCAUGGCUGUUAUAUGUCCUAUUAAUAACAAUCCAAUCUAGGUGAAUUCCUCAUAUUAUCACCUAAUUUUUAACACAAGAUUCUGUUAGGGAGAUUUUCUCACGGCUUUUAGUUUUGUUUAUUUUCAGCAGCGGGAACAACGGUGGGCCAUCAGUACCCCUAUCUCAGAUCAAUUUGAAAACCAGGAAAUCACUCCACUUCAGGUGAUUCCACCAAAUAUCGUCCAGAUGAAGAGAUCAACUGGUGGAGAGAGCAAGACCCUGUGUCCAGAUUUUGAAAGUGGGUUGAAACUAAUGGUUUUUGGAGUGAUGAGGCUGAGUCCAAGCAUCGGACCUCUAUCAAGAACCAGGUAACUCUUCCUCCACUUUGAAGAAACUGAAUAGAUGACUGAUUUCAAAGUUUAAAAUAGACUGUCAUAUGUAGGCUGUGGUUGUGAACAGAACUCUUAAUUCAUCUCCAUAUCUAUAAGUUUAGCAAAUUUCACCUUUGUAGGAUACAUCAAAGACAUACAAAAGGAGCAGCUCAAAUCACCCUAUGGCACAGUAAUUGUCCAGUCCUACCCCUUACAAUUUGUACUUAUAUAUGCUUAUGAUGUAAUAUUUGUGACUUCUAUGAUUUGGUAUGCUGUUAGCUGCAUUAAGUACAUUUAUGAAUCGUUGUGCCUCCCUCCCUUCUAUAAUGUUUCAUUUAAGAAGUUGAUUUUCCCCCUCCUUAAACUGUAUAAAAUUAAUAUAUUUCCCUCUAUCUACCGUGUUUGUAUCCUGUUUUUUUGGAUAGCAUUUCCGGGUCUGAUGUCCAUAUUUGCCUUCGUAUGCAUGCCCGUGUCUAUUAAUUAGUUCACACACACCCCAACUGAAGCAUGCAAAACAUGCCCAACACAAAAGCUGGAAAAUGCAAAACAUAUCAAUUUGUCAUUGUCAAGCAAUUAUAUGGGCAUGAAACAUUCUUAGAUUUUCCGUUUACUUUUUGAAAGUGACUGUUAAGAGCUGAUUACAAAUAGAUGGUCUAAGGUUGGCUAGCUCAUUAGGUCAACACGGAUUCCUUGUGCAGGAUGGGAUUUUUUUUGUCUGGAGAUUGGAAUUUAUAAGAAAUCUCUUGAAUACUUUGAUUGUUAAUUUUACGGAGCCCACAUGCGUAAAGAUGAGUGUUUCCAUGUGAUGCCAUAAUGCCACCAUGCAGAGUGACUUUUUUUAAAAUGAUGAAAGUGAUGAAUAUAUUAUAUGUGACAUUUGAGUUUGUUAUAAUGCAGGUAAUUGAGGAAUUCGCAAAGAUUGAUAUGCUUCUCAAAGUCAAGGGAGAGACGACGUGGAGAAGUUCAAAAGUCCGAGUCCACAAGAACAAUGAAGGUGUCUUCCGUUUGAAUUAGAUGUAGCCAGAUAAUUCUUGGACUCAUUCAAAAGUCAGAAUCAUGCAACCGCUUGACAAACUACUAACAUUUGGUGUUAUCUCCCCUACUCUUGUUGGCCGUUAGAAGGGCCUUUGUAUUCUUUUUUAUGCUUUCAAGUAAUUGAGGGGUCCAACAGGAUGGCGGUGUUUAUGUGCCACUUGGAUCCUUGUGUCCGUUUGAAAAUGCUGUAACUGCUUUCCAACUUUUGUCAGCAAAUAUAGGUUUUUUGAACUAAGGAAAUAGGGCUCUAAAGUAUAACAACUACUGAAUCUUGCAUUUGAUAUGCAGAAACUAUUGUUCUGAUUGCUGAAACUGAUUCCCAAUA
Rhododendron vialii is the source of this 4258-nucleotide messenger RNA. Its product is annotated as F-box/kelch-repeat protein At3g06240-like. The transcript has 3 exons. Gene Ontology annotation, molecular function: protein binding. The record is from RefSeq and is a predicted model, not a curated record. The coding region runs from base 62 to 1231 and encodes 389 amino acids. Lineage: Eukaryota; Viridiplantae; Streptophyta; Magnoliopsida; Ericales; Ericaceae.